UCAAACUCAAAGAGAUAGAAAGAGUGAGAGACGGAGAGAGAGAAUGGGGCAUCAUAUGGCGGUGGCGGUGGCGGUGUUGGUGUUUGCUGCUACGGUUCUACAUGCUGCGAUUCUGUGCAGUGCAGGGAUGACGAGCAGCUUCGUGAGGAGCCCUCAGAAAAGUGUGGAUAUGCCGCUUGAUAGUGACGUGUUCAAGGCGCCUCCCGGCUAUAAUGCGCCGCAACAGGUGCACAUAACGCAAGGGGAUCACGUGGGUGAAGCAGUGAUUGUAUCGUGGGUAACCGUAGAGGAGCCCGGUUCAAGCGUAGUUCAAUAUUGGGCGGAGAACACCAGUCACAAGCAUAAGGCAGAGGGAAAAUUUAACAAGUACAAAUUCUACAAUUACACAUCUGGCUACAUCCAUCAUUGCACAAUUAGGAAAUUGCAGCACGACACCAAGUACUACUACCAGGUUGGAGUCGGGUCGUCGGCGAGGACGUUCUGGUUCACCACGCCGCCGAAAGUGGGCCCUGACGUACCCUAUACAUUUGGCGUCAUAGGUGAUCUUGGACAGACAUACGAUUCCAACAUAACACUCGCACAUUAUGAAAAAAAUCCAAACAAGGGACAAACCGUGUUGUAUGUGGGCGAUCUAUCUUAUGCCGACAACUACCCGUUUCACGACAACGUGAGAUGGGACACGUGGGCGAGGUUUGUAGAAAGAAGCGUCGCGUAUCAGCCAUGGAUUUGGACUGCUGGAAAUCACGAAAUCGAUUUUGUUCCAGAAAUUGGUGAAACAAAGCCGUUUAAGCCUUACACCAACCGUUAUCGCGUCCCUUACAAAGCAUCGAACAGCACUGCUCCGUUUUGGUAUUCCGUCAAGAGGGCUUCUGCAUAUAUCAUUGUUUUGUCUUCAUACUCAGCCUACGGAAAAUACACUCCUCAGUACCAAUGGCUUGAGGAUGAGCUACCGAAAGUGAAUAGAUCCGAAACGCCGUGGCUGAUUGUUCUGAUGCAUUCUCCAUGGUACAAUAGCAAUACAUAUCACUACAUGGAAGGUGAAACCAUGAGAGUCAUGUACGAGCCGUGGUUCGUCAAAUACAAAGUCGAUGUCGUUUUUGCCGGCCAUGUCCACGCUUACGAGCGCUCGGAGCGUGUGUCUAACAUUGCUUACAAUAUUAUCAACGGCCUUUGCUCUCCGGUCAGUGACCAGUCUGCUCCGGUGUAUAUAACCAUCGGAGACGGUGGAAAUAUUGAGGGCCUCGCCAACAACUUGACGGAGCCACAGCCUAAGUACUCUGCUUAUCGAGAGGCGAGCUUCGGACACGCGACAUUCAGUAUAAAGAACAGGACACACUCUUACUACAGUUGGCAUAGGAAUCAAGAUGGAUAUGCUGUUGAAGCUGAUUCCCUGUGGUUUUUCAACAGAUUCUGGCAUCAGAUUGAUGAUUCUACUACUACUGCUGCUUAAUACUUUUGGAUUUGGGAUUCAACCCUCUCUCUCUAUCAUGACUAUGAGAAGUGGGAAUUCUCACAUCUCUUUGUAUUUUGCUAGGAAUUAUAAAUUGGGAAUGUGUAUUUCCACAAUAAUUUCAACAUUUAAAUGAGAGGAAAAAUGGCAGCUGUUGUAACA
Molecule: messenger RNA, 1612 nt
Organism: Salvia hispanica
Lineage: Eukaryota; Viridiplantae; Streptophyta; Magnoliopsida; Lamiales; Lamiaceae
Gene: PAP10
Product: purple acid phosphatase 10
Molecular function (GO): metal ion binding; protein binding; acid phosphatase activity
Source: RefSeq, a predicted model, not a curated record